This is a messenger RNA of Schistosoma turkestanicum, 2691 nucleotides long. Lineage: Eukaryota; Metazoa; Platyhelminthes; Trematoda; Strigeidida; Schistosomatidae. The record is from the annotation of a GenBank genome assembly.
GUUUGAUAACAUUUUCCUUCAACAACAUUUGUAUUAAUGCAAACAAUUUAAAUCUUCAUUCCGAUAUAACUCAAAAGCAUUAUACUGAAGAAAAAGAUUCAAACAUUAAGGUAAUUUAUGAAGCGCCAAGAUCUCUAUGUUAUGCUAAAGGUCAAGCUAUUGAAUGUUCACCACCGUUUACAAAUAUUGCUGAAAGUGUUGAUAUUAAAGCAACUUCAACUUGUGGUCAGUUCGAUAAGUCAGAAGAAGUAUGUAGAUAUGUUAUGGGGAAUAAAAAAUGUGAGAUAUGUCAUACAGGUGAGGAAUUCGGAACACACUUACUAACUGAUCGACAUCAAAUGAAUAAUGAAACCUGUUGGAUUUCAGGAUCUGUUUUACCAGGUGAUACAGUAAAUUUAACUUUAUCAUUGGGUAAACGUUUUGAAGUUUAUUAUAUCUCUUUGCAACCUUGCGGUCAAUUACCUGAUUCAAUUGCUUUGUACAAGUCAUCUGAUUUCGGUGUAACAUGGAAACCGUGGCAGUAUUUUUCAACUGACUGUUAUCGAGCUUUUCGUUUGCCUACAAGUAAUGAGCACAAUGCACAAAUCUCUUUAGCAAAUAUACAAGAAGUUUUAUGCGUUGCAUUGAAGUUACCGGAUACACAUGAUAAUUCAGGGCAAUCGUCAAAUGUUAUUGCAUUUAGCACAACCAUUGGACGACCAUCGGCGCAACCGUGGAGUUCGGCGUUAAUCGACUGGAUGACUAUGACAGAUUUAAGAAUAAGUCUCAUGCGGUUCCCAGAACAUCGAGAUGAAGUUCAAUAUGAUUCAAGCGAAUUGUUUUUAAACCCAAAUCUUCCGAAACCAUCAAAUGUAUUUCGUGUUAGUGGCAGUCCUGUUAUUGGUGGUUUCGGUAUAAAUCCUGUAUUGUCUGAGGCAGGUGCACUGGAUAUGUCACAACAUCUAUAUCAAUCUGAUAUGCAUUAUUCGAAAACACUGAAGAGUAAAACACCAAUUCAUUUUUCUUUCUCUGAUUUAUCUAUCGGUGGUCGGUGUAAGUGUAAUGGACAUGCUAACCGUUGUAUCAGAGAUCGGAUAGUUGGUACAUCAUCAACUCCAGAUAAUAAUGGUCAAACAAAAUCCCAAUGGGGGCCACUUAGAUGUGAUUGUCAACAUAAUACAGAAGGAGCUGACUGUGAACGUUGUUCGCCUGGUUACCUAGAUAGACCAUGGGCAAGAGGUACUUCUGAAUCGGCUAAUGAAUGUAAACGAUGCGAUUGUAAUCUGCACUCGAACUCAUGCAUAUUUUCAAAUCAGUUAUAUCUGAUGUCGAUGAAAGUAAGUGGUGGCGUAUGUCAAGAUUGUCAACAUAAUACAGUCGGAAGAAGAUGUCAUAACUGUGUAACAGGUUACUAUAGAGAUUGGACAAAGCCUGUUAGCCAUGAUCAAGCCUGUUUGGAAUGCCGAUGUCAUCCGAUCGGAUCAAUUGCUAAUCAGCAUUGUGAUCGUAAAACCGGUCAGUGUCCAUGUAAACCAGGAGUUGUUGGGCAAGCUUGUAAUCGCUGUCAAGAAGGUUAUAAACAAACUCGUUUACCUGAUGCACCAUGUAUUAAAGCCUUGGAACAUUACGCGCACAGAAGAAAAGAGAAUGACCAAACAUCUCAUUCAGUCAAAUCUCAGCUGUCGAAAUCAGAAACCGAUACCAAUUGUCCUCCAUGUGAGCGAAGUAAGAAAAGAAUAAGAUUUAGGAAGUUUUGUCGUUGUGAGGCUGUGUUUCGUGGUAUAGUCAAAUCUCGAACAAUUCAUGGAGAUUUAAUGCGUCUUGAAGUUGGCAUUCAAAACACAUGGCGUAUUACUGGAGCAGCAGAACAUUUAUUACCUAAAACAGCAUCACCGAAUCUUCCAGCUUAUCGAGUUUGGUUACGUCUUAAAAAUAAUUCAGCUGAUAAACGUAAUUCAAAUUGUCUGUGUCCAAACCUUCAAGUUGGUCAAUCAUAUUUAUUCAUAACACGUUCACAUCAGGUCCCAUAUGGAGAUCGAAUGGAGUUAUUACUUGAUGCACACAGUGUAAUACUAAGAUGGAGGGAAUCAUGGAGGAGACGAUUGGCAAAAUUUGUACGCCGUGCUGCACGUGAAUCGUGUGACAGAGAGAAAAAUGCCGUUGUUAUUGAUGAUGAUAACGUUGACGAUAUUAAUAACGAUAAAUUAAAAAGAACUCGUCGAGUACAAAGAUUACGUCUAGGUUCAGACUACCAUUCGUCAAACACACGGAUGAAUCAACAUAAUCCAUUACAAUCUCCUGCUUCAUCAUAUUAUCAUUUGGAUAAGUUAAGGCCAUCUACCAAGUUGAAAAAACAAACCACUCAACCAUCCAUCAUUUCUAACCUACAUAAUUCUAAAGAGGUUAGUCCAAAUUACCCACCUUAUAAGGAUAAAUUUCAAUACGUAGCCAAUAAAAAUAUGUAUUCAUCAGUUUAUUCAAAUCAAUAAAUUUGGGUCAGAAAAAACAUUAAGAUAUGAAAUACUAAUUCAUCAAACAGCAGUAUUUAACAUUGAAAUCUAGCUAGCGAUAUUGGUGUACAGUGUUAAUGCUUUCAUUAUAUAACUUCAUCCCUCUAUAAAAAAAAACAUUGAAUCGAACUAUCAGACAGUAAGCUUUUUUCACUUAAAUUUAUUACAGUUAUAUAUCCAGUAUCUGUUAACAGCAUUAGUU